Messenger RNA from Cotesia glomerata, 1768 nucleotides. RefSeq lists its product as uncharacterized. The coding region runs from base 203 to 1450 and encodes 415 amino acids. Gene Ontology annotation, cellular component: dendrite; membrane; neuronal cell body. Gene Ontology annotation, biological process: sensory perception of taste. The transcript is spliced from 4 exons. NCBI's taxonomy places the organism in Eukaryota, Metazoa, Arthropoda, Insecta, Hymenoptera, Braconidae. The record is from RefSeq and is a predicted model, not a curated record.
UAUCACGUGACGCUUCGAUCUAGCAAUCAAACAUUACUUUCAUCGAUUCACAGAUUAUCAGUGGAAAUGGAAAUAAAUAAUUAGCAACACUCACGCGAGUACGUGACACUGGGAGAAAAUCCAACAACUUUAGUCAUAAUCGCGACGCUUUACAGUAAACACACAUUCUGUUAUAUUUAAAACCAAAAAUCCAGUUUCAAAAAUGCGGCGAGAUAUAAUUCUUAAACCGAGUUCAGAUUUAUGCAACAAAGUGUACCGAUAUUUCUCAGUAAUUCAAUACUUUGUUUAUAAAUUACAUGGAUUGUCACCAUGGACAUUAAAAGUGUCGGAGAUGUUUAAAAAAAACUCCAGAAUUGAAGAUGAUCUGAACCAAGUAUUCAAAAUUUCAUACAUCGGUUCUUUUUAUAAUAUUUUGUUAAUGUUAGGCAUCGUUUUAUAUCGGAUUUACCUUGAAAAUGCUUUGCGUCAAAGUAAUGAAAUUCUUGAUGACACUCAAUUUGAUCUUCCAGAAGAAAUCCCAGGAGAAAAAUUUGGAUCGAAGAGUUUUGUAAAAUUUACAUCUAUCACAUGGUUGAUGGAAACAAUAAGUGUUUUAUGGAUUCAGCUUUUUUACGUUUAUAAACAAAAAUCGAUGAUCAACAUCAUAAAUCGGCUGAGUAAUGUUGAUCGAAAAUUGAACAUCAGGGUAGAUUCGUAUGCAAAAAAAAUAUUAAUUUAUUUUAUUUUUAUGCUCAAUUUUUUAUUCGUCAGUGCAAGGAUAAUAUUAGCUAUACCAAUAGAAGCUUCACCAGUAAUUUCAAUAGUAUAUGAAAAUUUUCCUACAGUGAUGUACAGUUGGAUAAUUGUGCAAUUUAUCAUACUACUGACCAUUUUAGAAGAACAAUUCAAAGCCUUGAACUUAUCUAUCAAAACAAGCAAUUUCAGUCAAAUUUCAAGAUCGAUGGUCGGAUUAUCGUUAAUGGAAGAAUCUGCAUUUCAAGAAAUCGAUCAUUUAGAAAGUUUAUACAUAGAAUUGUAUGACAUUUGUGAAGAAAUAAACAAUUUUUACGAGCUACUGCUACUGAUGUCUAUCCUGUGCUUUAAUUACAACCUCAUACUUUUUAUUUCGUUCUUUAUCUUAAAUGGUUCAUUUCCUAGUGAAAUUUUUGAAAUUCUUUUCUUUUUAGCUCAAGUAAUAUUUGUUCCGUGGGUGAUUUUCUUAACUCUAGUACUGACUUUUGCUGUUUCAAAAACGAUCGAUCAGAGUCAAGAAACUGGACCACUAAUCAUUUUGCUUUCGGAGCAAUGUCCAAUGAAUCCGCAAGUCAAUGAACGACUGGUCAAAUUUUCACGCGAUCUUCUAUUUUUCAAAGUUGAGUUUUCGGCGUGGGGUACUUUUCCGCUGAACCGGAAUCUUUUAAGAAUCGUUUGUGGCACUGUAACGACGUUUGUAGUUGUCAUUAGGUCGUAAAAUUCCAAAGUUAUUCUGCAAUCAUCGGUAUUGAUUACAUCAAGCUUCAUAAUUUCAGAGUCGAUGAUCAAUUUGAAUUUGUAAUCACCCAACCACUGCUAUGUAAAAGUCCUUAUCUUCAUAAAUUAUUGAUCGAACGUAAAUAUUUAUUUACACACGCGAUCACUUAACUCAGUGAAUUGCUAUUUAUCGGACAAUUUAUCAGUAUAAUAUUCACGCAGAAAGUAUAUUGUAUCCUACAUUUAUUUCUGUACAUUUUUCAGAGUAAUUUGCUGAAUAAAAAAUCAUAAAAUUAAAAUAACUACCUGAAAAAAAUUA